AUGGAGAAAUCGGAAGGCCAGCAACAACGGCAGUAUUUAUGGGUCAACAAGAAUGAGGCGAGCUCGUCGUUAACCAAGGGCGACCCUUCCGAGAGUAAAGCCAUUUUCCAAUUCGUGCAACAUCAAAGAUCAGAUGUUCCUCAUAGAACACAGGAUGGGCGAUAUGGACGCCGCAGCCUUGCCUCACGACCUCCAGAUGUGCCGUCCGCUAGAUCAAUGCAAGGGCGACUGCGACUUUCUCAACUUCGAAGCCCUCCCAGGACUUUGCCAAGUUCUACAUCAGUCACCUCAAGUUCUGCUCAAGACGAUGAACAGUCACAGCACUCUCGAACCAAGGUUGUCUCGCAUCGUUCACCCAGCCCGGUUUCAGUACAAGAAUGGAUCGCCAGAUUUCGCCGAAGCUGGGCAUCUGUGCCAUCCAGCAAUUUCAUGCCGGGCUCUAGUGUUGAUCCUUUUUCUGUCACACCUUUGCCUUUGACGGGGAAUGUAGAAGUCUUGCUACGGUACCACUCGCUCAUGACUGCCACCGGCUCUCAUGUUGACAAGGUUGAAGUUCUCCCACCUCACCUUCAACCUGUACAGAAAUACAACAAGGUCGGUCAGACAAUGCUUCAAGGCUGUAUGCAGAACAAGCUGAAAUUCUCCUCAUUGCUCAUGAUCAUGGCUGCUAGGAUGGUCCAUCUCUCCCGAAUACCCUUAAUGGGCUCCGCACAACCUGAGUACUACAUGCAGAUGACGCUGAGGUCUGUGCGAGAAAAAAUGCUUGAUUGUCAGGAGAAAGGGAUUCAUGCCGACGCUCACCUAGUUCAAAGUAUUCACGGCCUUGCGCUGGCAGCAUGGAUCUGCCAGCUCUUUGAAGAGGCGUCGACCCACGUGCGGGCUGCAAAAUCCCUGCUGACACUCUUGGACAUGGACGAUCCCUAUCACGCGUUCACAGCUCAAGGUCUUGUCAACAUUGACAAGAUGAUAUGCAUCGAAACGGGGUGGGUUCCUGAGUUUCCAGUGCUAUUCGAUCCUGGCCCAAUGAAUCCCACACGACUUGCACUGAUCAAGGAAGAAAUUGCAGAUUUUGCUGCUGCUCGGCGUCAGCCACCUCUGUACCCGCACAGUCCAGUACCACAGGCAAUCAAACCUUCUAGAGCCCUCAUCAGUCAUCAAGUCGAUAUCCUUACCGACGCUUCAACCAUAUUUGAUUUUAGGUUAGGUCGUGGCUUCGAAGAUGCGCUGCAAGCUGGGCUCAUGAGUCCCGCUCUGGCAACGAUUGUCCGUGACAUUUUAGAUUGUGUCGCGGUGGGGAAAUAUGUAUGGAGGACGUCAAAUGCGACCCGAGAAGAUGCUGAAUGGAUGUGCAAGCGGAUGCGCGCUAUUUGCCACCGACUACUCCUUCUACCAGCUGAUCUGCAUUUUGCUGGAACAUCAAUUCAAGCAAGCAAAGAUGAAGCACUACGUCUCGCCUUGCUCCUCAUCGUACUAAGAUGCACAAAUCGCAUGGCAUUUCGAUCUGCUCAGCCCAAUAUGCGUCGGUUACAACACGCGCUGUUCGGUAUUGACAAGAACUGGGCUUCUCAUCCUCGGCUAUCUCCCUCACGCUCAGAAUUACCUGUUGGGGAAAGACCAAAAGAGGGACUCUCUGCCCCCUCUACAUCAACGGCCCCGAGCACAGAUCAUGAAAAUUCUCUUCUCCUCUGGACAUUGAUGACAGGCCUUUUCAACGCACAAGACGAACCCGAAGAAGCUUGGUUCAUGCUACGAGCGGCUUUUGUUGCACGACAUCGCCUCGGAAUCUUGGAUUACGAGAGCCUUGAGAACUUCAUGACUGAUUUCCUCUUCUCUAAAACACAGCAGCGGAAAAGCCUGUUAGCAGUAUCGUUAUAUCUUUCGAUGUGA
This is a messenger RNA of Exophiala bonariae, 1887 nucleotides long. RefSeq lists its product as uncharacterized. The record is from RefSeq and is a predicted model, not a curated record. The transcript has 2 exons. NCBI's taxonomy places the organism in Eukaryota, Fungi, Ascomycota, Eurotiomycetes, Chaetothyriales, Herpotrichiellaceae. The coding region runs from base 1 to 1887 and encodes 628 amino acids.